AUGAAUCAUGAUAGAAACGUGGCAGAUCAUACUGACGGGCGCUACUCUCUCUGGGAUCUUCAUACGCCCUCGAUUCAUAUCGCCGCUUCGCCAUAUCCCCACUCCUGGCGGAAACCACUGGCUUUGGGGCCAUGGGAUGAAGCUGUAUCGAGAGCCUUACUGUUCACCAGUGAGAGAAUGCUCACAAAUCUGGGGAACAGGAACGAAACAGUCCCGAACCAUGGCUUCUUACGAUAUCUGGGCUUCUUCAACGCCGAACGAAUCGUCCUCACAUCCCCCGAGGCUCUCCAUGAAGUUCUCGUUACCCAGAACUACUCUUUCCCAAAACCUGCUAGCUUGAGAGAAACAGCAGGGCGAUUCUUAGGAAUAGGCCUUAUCCUGUCUGAAGGAGAUGCCCAUAAGUUGCAGAGACGAAGCAUGAAUCCUGCUUUUGCACCCAGAAGCAUCAAGGCUCUGUAUCCACUAUACUGGGAUAAGACGAGAGAGAUGAUCGAGAGAAUCACAGCUGAUAGACUCGAGACCGUGGAGGUAGUAGAGUGGGCUUCAAGAAUAACUUUGGACCUGAUCGGUGUAGCAGGCCUGGGAAGGGAUUUUGGAGCUAUACAAGACGGGCAGAACGAGAUGGUGAAGACAUAUAACAUCGUGUUUCAACCAUCAGCUCAAGCUCGUAUGCUGCACCUUAUCGAGAGUCUGGUUCCAGCCUGGGUUCUUACAGCUCUACCUAUUAAGCUUAACUCGGAUAUGAGCCAGGCAGCCCGGUCGAUACGCGAGACGUGCAGAGACGUAAUCUCUUCGAAGCAGAAGAAACUGAAGGAGAAGAAAUUGGAUGAUAUGGAUAUCAUCUCUGCAGCGAUAUGGACUGGGACGUUCACUGAGGAUGGACUCAUUGAUCAAGCAAUGACAUUGCUUGCGGCUGGCCACGACACAACAGGAGCUACAUUUACAUGGGGCAUCUACCUCCUUGCCAAACACCCAGAAGUCCAAGACCGACUCCGCCACGAAAUCCGUCAACGCCUCCCUCCACUGACCCAAGAAAAAGAAUCCCCAAUUUCCAGCGUCAAUGUCGACUCCAUGCCCUAUCUCCAAGCUGUAUGCAGUGAAAUCCUGCGCUUCUACGCGCCCGUCCCUCAAACCCUCCGCGAAGCAGCCCACGACACAUCCAUCCUCGACCAGUUCAUACCCAAAGGCACCCGAAUCGUCAUAGCACCAUGGGCUACGAACCGCUGUUCUAAGCUCUGGGGAUCAGAUGCACAUUUAUUCAAGCCUGAUAGAUGGUUGGGUGAGAGUGCCCAUGGAGGUGCGGAGAGGCCCGAGGGCGUGUAUUGGACAGGGGUUUGCGAGGGCUGA
Fusarium oxysporum Fo47 is the source of this 1347-nucleotide messenger RNA. Its product is annotated as cytochrome P450. The record is from RefSeq and is a predicted model, not a curated record. The transcript is spliced from 5 exons. Lineage: Eukaryota; Fungi; Ascomycota; Sordariomycetes; Hypocreales; Nectriaceae. Gene Ontology annotation, molecular function: heme binding; iron ion binding; monooxygenase activity. Bases 1 to 1347 code for a protein of 448 amino acids.